Molecule: messenger RNA, 2140 nt
Organism: Hemicordylus capensis (graceful crag lizard)
Lineage: Eukaryota; Metazoa; Chordata; Lepidosauria; Squamata; Cordylidae
Gene: UBE2A
Product: ubiquitin conjugating enzyme E2 A
Exons: 6
Coding region: 469-927 (152 amino acids)
Biological process (GO): proteasome-mediated ubiquitin-dependent protein catabolic process; DNA repair; protein polyubiquitination
Cellular component (GO): HULC complex
Molecular function (GO): ubiquitin conjugating enzyme activity
Source: RefSeq, a predicted model, not a curated record
CAUUUGGUAUCGUCCAGAAUCCUGGGGUGGGCGUCUCCGCCCGCUUUUUAAACGGCGCUCCAGCCAGCCCCCAAAGAGGGCGGAGCCUCCCCCUCUCUUGAGACAAAUGGUGUCGGCCCGUUCGCUGCGGCACCGCCUCCGCCCCCCUUCCAGCGGCGCAGUGGUACGCUCCGGUGUGAUUCGGCUGUAUCUGGCGCCGCCUCCGUUUAUUCUUCCGCCCCCCCACAACGGUGGUGGUGCGGUCCGCUAUUACCCAGUAGCGGCCCCGCCGUAGUUAAGGCGCCCAGGACGGGAGCGUCUCCUUCUCCCCCCCUUCAUUAAGGCGCCAGUGGUAGAGCCCGCCGUCGCUUGGGCAGCCGCCGCCGCCGCUGCGCUCGGAGCCAGCCGCCGCCUCGCCCUCCCGGACGCCCCUCUCGCCCCGCCUUCCCUGGGCCUGGUGUAUGAGUGAUUGGUAACCGCGAGCCCGCCAUGUCCACGCCGGCCCGGAGGCGCCUCAUGCGGGACUUCAAAAGGCUGCAGGAGGAUCCCCCGGCUGGAGUCAGCGGGGCCCCCUCGGAGAACAACAUCAUGGUGUGGAACGCCGUCAUCUUCGGGCCGGAGGGAACCCCUUUUGAAGACGGAACUUUCAAGCUUACCAUAGAAUUCACAGAAGAAUAUCCAAACAAGCCACCUACCGUUAGAUUUGUGUCUAAAAUGUUUCAUCCAAAUGUCUAUGCAGAUGGUAGUAUAUGUCUGGAUAUUCUUCAGAACCGUUGGAGUCCUACCUAUGAUGUGUCGUCCAUCUUAACAUCCAUACAGUCUUUACUGGAUGAGCCUAAUCCAAACAGUCCAGCAAACAGCCAGGCAGCUCAACUAUACCAAGAGAAUAAGCGGGAAUAUGAAAAACGGGUUUCUGCAAUAGUAGAACAGAGUUGGCGUGACUGUUGACCCUGGAUGAUGCAAAUGAACACUCUGAUGAGGAAAAAUAUAUGUAUGAAGUGUCUGAGUCGUCAUCCUCCUCCUCCUCCUCCUAGCAUCACUGCAUUUACCUUGAAAGCAAAAUAGCUGUUGUGCUGUUGCCACCCACCCUCGCUGAAGCUUUUUUCCUCCUUGGACAUCAGAAAGCACCCCCCCCUCCAUCCCUGCCCCCUUGAGGUCAAAUGUACUGUACUUGGGUUACUUGUAAAAGAAUUACUGAGGCUGAAUUCCACUCUGUGGUCUACCAUCUCCAGUCUUAGGGCAGUACUGUGCAUUUCUGUAGUGUACACUAAGCUUUUAAUUGUAAUUGUGUUAUACACAGUGACGCUUACGUGUAGCUUGAUUUAAAAAAAAAGGGAUGUUUAUAUACAAUAUACAUUUUUAACUAUGACUUGAGUGCUGAUCUGUCCAGGCUGGUCAUUUAACUGCUGGUAUCAACUCCACUGCAUCUGUGAAGUGCUGCGAAGAACUAACUCUCUCCUGCCAUUUCCCAUUCUUGCUGGUUUUUCUGUUCAGAAUAUGGAAGUCUUUGGAAUUGCAGAGCAGUUUCCAUUUCAAAUGCAUCCAGUAGGGCAGUGGGGUGAAGGAGGGGUGGGCCUCUGCUUUGAUGGGUGAUGUGCAAAGUGAUCUCUCAUUAUAGUGUGGUGGUGACGGCAUGUCUGAGGUUAAAAGCAAUGUAUCCUUUCCACAGGACUCCUGUGGAUUAUAUAUAUAAAUAAGCCUUUGGACUAUGGCUGUAAAGGGGCCAGGCACAGGAUAAACGUAACAUGGCUAAUGGUAGGAGUAAGGAAGAGGGGGGGAAACAAGCAUUGAAAAGUCUCUUACGAUACUAAUCCCAAUCUCUUAGGUAAUUUGACCCUCCUGCUUGGCUUUCUGGUGGAAGAAGUAGGAAGAUCACAAGUGCAACUGCUGCAUGCUUCAUUCUCUCUCCUCCUUGCUCUCUCCCCCCGCAGUUCUACAAAGUGGUUCCAUCUCUGCAAAAGCAUUUUGGUAUAGUUCAGUUUGUACAUUUUGGAUACCUUUUAAGUAGCAGUGUGGGAGGAGACUGAUCAGUGUGUUUGUCUGCUCUUCCAAUGUCUUCUGUGUAUACAUUGAUCUGUUGAGUACAACUUUGCACAAGUAACCCAUGUAAGAAACUGUACAUUUUUCAAUUAUUGUAAAUAAAUGUGUAACCUUAAGUGCU